CCCAGCCCGAGGGCGUAAAUAAACAUCCACCCCCGCGGGUCGGGGAGGGGAUUCUUCUCACAGAACGAGCCGGCACUCGGCUGCCUUCAUCGCCCGGGCCCCCGCCGGGCGGGGCGGUGGCAGGCUGAGUUACCAGGUGUACCAAUAACAACAUGUUCUAGAAGACUGAAUGAUUCAAGUUUCAUUUAGCUUCUGACCCCUGAGUUCAUCCUGGAAAAUGGUGUUCCAGAAGUCACCAGAUGGCGGAUGGGGUUGGAUGAUAGUACUUGUAUCAUUCUUUACCCAGUUCUUAUGCUAUGGAUCUCCAUUAGCUGUUGGAGUCCUUUAUCUAGAGUGGCUGGAUAUUUUUGGAGAAGGAAAAGGGAAGACUGCAUGGGUUGGAUCCCUUGCAAGUGGAGUAGGACUACUUGCAAGUCCUAUUUGCAGUACUUGUGUAUCUGCGUUUGGAGCAAGAUCUGUGACCAUCUUCAGUGCCUUUAUGGUUGCUGGGGGCCUGAUGAUGAGCAGCUUUGCACCUAAUAUCUACUUCCUGUUUUGUUCCUAUGGAAUUAUUGUUGGACUUGGAUGUGGUUUACUGUAUACAGCAACAGUAACUAUCACAUGUCAGUAUUUUGAAAAACGCAGAGGCCUUGCACUUGGUCUAAUUUCGACAGGAUCCAGCGUAGGACUUUUUAUAUACGCGGCUCUACAAAGAGAACUCAUCGAACUGUAUGGAUUGGAUGGGUGUUUGCUUAUUGUUGGUGCAUUGUCUCUAAAUAUAUUAGCCUGUGGGAGUCUAAUGCGGCCUUUGCAGCCGUGUGGUUCUGCCUUACCAGAGAAGCCAAAUCUUGAGAAGGUUCCGGAUCAAUACCUCAUUUAUAAUGGAAAAGAAAAGAAUGUUUAUGAAGAGAACAUAAACAUACUUGAAAAAGCCAGUAAUGAAGGAAAAGAUGUGAGUAAAACAUCUUGUGGUGAUUGCAAACAGGAUUCUCUUAUAACUAAGAACAGACUCUUGUCAAUAACAGCAAGAGAAACUGACACUUACAAAAAGAAAGUUGCAGAGCGGACUUAUUUCUGUAAACAGCUUGCCAAGAAGAAAUGGCACCUGUAUUUGGACUACUGGGAGGAAACCGUGGCUCUCUUUAAAAACAAAGUAUUUUCAUCACUUUUUAUUGCCAUCUUCUUCUUUGAUAUUGGUGGUUUUCCUCCUUCAUUGCUCAUGGAAGACAUAGCAAGAAGUUCAAAUAUCGGUGAAGAAGACUGUGUCAUUCCUCUCAUUUCUAUAAUAGGCAUUAUGACUGCCAUUGGCAAACUUGUUUUAGGAAUAUUAGCCGAUUUUGACUGGGUUAAUACUUUAUAUCUAUAUGUCCUGACAUUAAUCAUGACUGCAGUGGCACUAGUUUUAAUUCCGUUUGCCCAAACUUACAUUACACUGGCAAUACUUUCAGGGGUUUUAGGUUUUCUGACAGGCAAUUGGUCAAUUUUCCCAUAUGUCACAACAAAGACUGUCGGAAUUGAGAAAUUAACACAUGCUUAUGGCAUAUUGAUGUUUUUUGCCGGACUUGGAAACAGUCUUGGACCACCGAUUGUAGGUUGGUUUUAUGACUGGACAAAGUCUUAUGACAUAGCAUUUUACUUUAGUGGACUUUGUGUUCUGUUUGGAGGGCUGCUAUUGUUGGUGGCAACACUGCCAUGCUGGAACAGUGUGAACAGCAGCAAUCAACCUGAAAAGCCACUUCCAAAUAUUUACGCCUACAAGGUUGCAUCCGGAGUGUAGGUGAAAGUGUGGAACAUCUGCUUCUCUUUUUAUACUGCACAGCAAGAUAUUUUUUAGAAAUCUUUCCAAUUAUUU
Messenger RNA from Elgaria multicarinata webbii, 1831 nucleotides. RefSeq names its product solute carrier family 16 member 9 (gene SLC16A9). Gene Ontology annotation, molecular function: monocarboxylic acid transmembrane transporter activity. The record is from RefSeq and is a predicted model, not a curated record. Gene Ontology annotation, biological process: transmembrane transport. NCBI's taxonomy places the organism in Eukaryota, Metazoa, Chordata, Lepidosauria, Squamata, Anguidae. The transcript has 7 exons. Gene Ontology annotation, cellular component: membrane. The coding region runs from base 218 to 1756 and encodes 512 amino acids.